Messenger RNA from Elephantulus edwardii (Cape elephant shrew), 741 nucleotides. RefSeq names its product transmembrane protein 109 (gene TMEM109). The transcript has 3 exons. Gene Ontology annotation, biological process: intrinsic apoptotic signaling pathway in response to DNA damage by p53 class mediator; cellular response to gamma radiation. Bases 7 to 741 code for a protein of 244 amino acids. NCBI's taxonomy places the organism in Eukaryota, Metazoa, Chordata, Mammalia, Macroscelidea, Macroscelididae. The record is from RefSeq and is a predicted model, not a curated record.
CCGGCCAUGGCUAGCUCAGGCAGCAGUUCGCCAUGGGGCAGACAUUUGUUCAAAGCUGUCCUGACGGUGGUCCUAGUUGUCCUUGUCCUCCUCCACGCGGCAUCAUCCCAGUCCCAUCGAGACUUUGCACCACCAGGCUCUCAGAAGAAGGAGGCCCAAGCUGAUAUCCUGACCCAGAUAGGCCGAUCUGUGUGGGGGACCCUGGACGCCUGGAUUGGGCCGGAGACCAUGCACCUGGUCUCAGAGACCUCGUCUCAGGUGAUGUGGGCCAUCUCGUCAGCCAUCUCGGUGGCCUUCUUUGCUCUGUCUGGGAUCGCCGCACAGCUUCUGAAUGCCAUGGGGCUCGACGGUGAUCACAUCACCCAGGGCCUGAAGCUCAGCCCAAGCCAGGUCCAGACCUUCCUGCUGUGGGGAGCCGCGGCCCUCGUCGUCUACUGGCUGCUGUCCCUGCUCCUCGGCCUGGUCCUGGCCUUGCUGGGACGCAUCCUGUGGGGCCUGAAGCUUAUUCUCUUCCUAGCAGGCUUUGUGGCCUUGGUGAGGUCGGUGCCUGACCCUUCCACGCGGGCCCUGUUGCUCCUGGGCCUGCUGACCCUCUAUGCCCUGCUGAGCCGGCUCACUGGCACGCGAGCGUCCGGGGCCCAGCUGGAGGCCAAGGUGCGGGGCCUGGAGCGCCAAGUGGAGGAGCUGCGCUGGCGGCAGAGGCGCGCAGCCAAGGGCCCCCGGAGCGUGGAGGAGGAGUGA